CCUCAGAAACACUUGAGCAGAAAAAUAUAAGGCGGAGCUUCAGAUCGCAUCUGAAAGAACGAGGACGGAAAAUUAUUAAUUUCACGCGUAUUGAAGGAAUUUCAUAAUGACAGAAAUCAGCUUGAAUUGUUUACCUGUUGGAAUGACAUCAGUGGGGAAGAAUGUCUAUCCAGUCCUCAACGCGUUGGAUGAGUCCGAUGAUAAAGGAAAUGACGUCACAACUGAGAAUUUUGAAGGAGUUGAUCCAUGUGUACUGACGGGCUACCGUGAAAUGGAUGGAAGCACAAAUGAGCAAGGAGAGGUGGAGGACUUGGAGGCCCCUGCUCAGGAUUUCAACCUUGCACAUGAGGAAUUGGGAUUUCAGGACGAAUUGGGCUUUCUGUAUCUUCCAAUCAAUCUACGUGCAAUUUUUGAUGGGACAAUAAUGGUUUUGUCCAUGGAAAAUCGAAUAACUCUGGAGAAAUUCUGCGAUGAAAUGCGAGAUAUAUUCAGAUUUGGCGAAGAAGACGAAUUCACUAUGAAAUGGCUAGACGAAGAAGGCGACCCAUGUACUAUUUCAACUCAAGUAGAACUUGAUGAGGCAAUAAGAUUAUAUGAACUUAACAGGGAUUCUGAGCUUGUUGUUCAUUUAUUUAAAGGUAUUCCAGACGAACCAGGUCGACUAUGUGAUGGUGAAACAAGGAAUAUCUACAGACGAGGAGCAAAGAGAUGGAGAAAGAUCCACAGAGUUAAUGGUCAUUCAUUUGUGGCAAAGAGAUUUAGUCGGCUUGCAGCUUGUUCGUUUUGUUCAGAUAGAAUUUGGGGACUUGGUAGACAGGGUUACAAAUGUCUUGAAUGCAAGCUAGUUGUUCAUAAAAAAUGCCACAAGUUGAUAAAGAUCCAAUGUGGACAACAACCACAUCCAUCAAGUCAAACAAUUCAUUCAUCACUCCCUCCCAUUGGAGCAGUGGGCACAAAACUUCCCCCAGCAGAGGAAGCACCAGGACCCAAAAGAACGAGAAGUGACAGUCCAGCAACUCGUAAGCGAGGCCUUGUUACUGUUGAUUAUUCACAUGGAUCCAAGGCUAAGGAGGCAUCAUCUGGAAACAAUUUCUUGAUUUCACUGAAUGACUUUACUCUUCUCAGAGUGAUAGGAAGGGGCAGCUAUGCUAAAGUUUUGUUGGUCGAGUUGAAGAAAAAUAAGAGAAUAUAUGCAAUGAAAGUUGUAAAGAAAGAGCUUGUUAAUGAUGAUGAGGAUAUUGACUGGGUUCAAACAGAGAAACAUGUUUUUGAACAAGCAUCAAAUCAUCCAUUCCUGGUUGGACUUCAUUCGUGUUUCCAAACUGCUAGCAGGUUGUUUUUUGUAAUUGAGUUUGUGAGUGGUGGUGAUCUUAUGUACCACAUGCAAAGACAGAGGAGAUUACCUGAAGACCAUGCAAGGUUUUAUUCUGCUGAAAUUUCAUGUGCACUCAAUUUCUUACACGAAAGAGGUGUGAUUUACCGGGAUCUCAAACUAGACAAUGUUUUACUUGAUUCUGACGGCCAUGUGAAACUAACAGAUUAUGGAAUGUGUAAAGAAGGUCUUCGUCCUGGUGAUACAACAAGCACAUUCUGCGGAACACCAAACUACAUUGCGCCUGAAAUUCUUCGAGGGGAAGAUUAUGGGUUCAGUGUCGACUGGUGGGCUCUAGGAGUACUCAUGUUUGAAAUGUUAGCUGGAAGAUCACCUUUUGAUGUUGUAGGAAGUGCAGAGAAUCCUGAUCAAAACACGGAAGAUUACCUCUUUCAAGUAAUUCUAGAAAAACCUAUAAGAAUUCCUCGAUCCCUGUCUGUAAAAGCGGCUUCAAUACUCAAAGGAUUUCUCAACAAGAAUCCCAUCGAACGUCUAGGCUGCCAUCCUCAGACAGGAUUUGCAGAUAUAACAUCACAUGUGUUCUUCCGGACAGUCGAUUGGGAACAGUUGGAAGCAAGACAAGUGGCUCCCCCGUUCAAGCCGAUGAUAGAAGAUCAGUAUGGACUGGAAAACUUUGAUCCUCAGUUCACUAAUGAACCUGUUCAACUCACACCAGAUGACCCGAAAAUGCUCGAGACCAUCGAUCAGUCGGAGUUUGAAGGCUUUGAAUACAUUAAUCCUCUUCUAAUGUCCUCAGAGGAAUGUGUAUAAUGGCUGCCUUCCAAGACUGGAUAGCUUCAUGUAUAGAAAUCAGUAGAGUCAUUCUUGAAAUUAUAUCUUUAAUACCACUUAUACACAUUUACACUAACAGUUCACGUUCUGCGCAAGAAAGGGGGCGUGAUCUUUUAUCGAAGGUAUCGCAAACGUUUGGUAUCGGAAUCAUUCAGAAUAACUGUAGCUCUGUGAUUGGUUACAAAGUGCCCGAAGGGCUCUUCUCAACCAAUCAAAUAGGACUUCAGAAUCAAUCGCUUAUUGAUAAUUUGCGCUUCAUACCUGGCCAAUAAAUUGAUUUCUUUUUUACUUUUCUAUAAAUUUGCUUGAUUUGGUUUUGUGACUCAAAAACGAACAACUGUGUGUAGCAGUUUUGUAUACGGUAGAUAACACAUAUUGACAUGUGGUAUUAGAUGAAAGAAAGCUUGCGAAAUACUUCAUACUCAUUUUCUUUCUUACUUUAGAGGAAUUUCUAAUGUGUUACCUGUUCUCAGGUGACAAAUGUAUAUAGUACGAAUAUACCUGGCAGAGGGUGCGGGAAAGAUACUACAUUUACCAUACAAUGCCAUCAGAUCCUAAAAAAUGUAAUUUUCUUAGAGAUGACUUGCUAAAGGAUAAAAUUAGAAUUGAUAUGUUAUUUUACACGAAUAAAAUUGUAACGUAGUAAAGUAAAGUAAAGGCUGAUUGGAGCAGCUCUAUUUUCCGCCGUUAAAAAUAAAACUUGGUAAGUUAUACUCUUUUGUGCCCUAAAAAAACGCAUUGUUGUAUUGAGGAAUGUCUUAGUUUGGCUUUGUUCAUGUGAUACGUAGAGGAUGAUCUAACACCUGUAAAUGUUUUGUGACUGGGCCAUAAACGGGUUGUCAUCGACCAAACCAGUAAAAAUCAGAAUUAUUCUAUGUGGGACUGGUCACGUGACCCUUGCUCUUGGUCCUGAUUGGCAAUCGAAUCUGAUUUAGUUUCAAUGCGGGUUGGAGAUUGAAAACAGGUCUAUUUCACUUAUCACGUUUGAAAUUUAUUUAUAAUAUAAGAUCACAAAACUUGGCACUCAUCAUUGUGGGUUCGGUACAAUAGGUAGGUAGGUAGGUUGCUCUAAAGUUUUGAAAUUGUAAACAGUACUGGGAAAUUGCAUGCUAUUUUUUAUGCCGAGAUAUACAAUAAAUCAAUUUGGUGAAGCUUCUGA
Molecule: messenger RNA, 3323 nt
Organism: Pocillopora damicornis (cauliflower coral)
Lineage: Eukaryota; Metazoa; Cnidaria; Anthozoa; Scleractinia; Pocilloporidae
Product: protein kinase C iota type
Biological process (GO): protein phosphorylation; establishment or maintenance of cell polarity
Molecular function (GO): protein binding; protein serine/threonine kinase activity; ATP binding
Source: RefSeq, a predicted model, not a curated record